AUGGUUCUUCGCAAGAAAGAGGUCUACACCGUCAUCACGCCGAUCCCUGGCUUUAUCCCCCGCCAGCUCGCCAUUGAUAUCCUCCACAGCCACGGCGAAGUCAUCACCUUGAAUCCGUUGGUCCUCAGCCAUAAGCCUAUCAAAGCGCCCCGCGCCGCCCCGAGCGACGAGUUCUACUCGACGUGGUACGAGAUUACAGAGCGCAUCCAGUAUGUCCCGGGCAUUGGUAAGCUGGGCUCCGGCGUCAUCCAUUUCAACGGCUGCUUUCACGACCUGCCGUGGGGCCUCCAAACCCACAUUUACGCUCCCGCCAAUGUCGACCUGCGCAACAAGUAUCGCAUCGGCGGCAACCAGCCCGGCGUCGAGCCCCCGGAACAGCAGGAGAUUGGUCUGGGGGGACUUGGCGCACCGAAGGACGGAUUGUAUCUGCGGGAGGAUAUCGAGAUCCGCUGCAAUUUCGCCAUGGUGGGCUUCGUCAAGGCGCAGCUCAAGGCCGCAAGCAAGGAGAUGGUCGACAGGAUCAUCAAGAAAGCCGAACUGCUAGAUGCCGGUGUAUUGACUGCAAUGAUUGAGAAUGGCAAAAUCAGAACUUCCAACCCGAAUGACAGGACAACCUACACUGGUGGGUUGGGUGCGGUAGCCUCACCACCGCAGUCGCCAACAGGCCUGUAUCAUUCCAGCCACGAUUCGCAGCCGUCUCCGGGAACUCCAUACCAGAUCCCACGACCGAUGUCUUUCCAGGUCCCGCCAUCGAUGCAGCAGCAUCAGCAAUACAGCAGGCCCGGGACCUCAAACUCUCAGCAGCAGCAACAGACAGGGUAUCCCUUCGGGAAGCCCAACGACCAAUCAAAUAUCGCAGAACUGCCGGUGCAAUCGGCCCACCCUGCUGCUCAGCAAACAAUCGUAAUGGAGCUCCCCGGAGACAUGUAUCACCCCCAGUCCUCGCCACGCUUGCAACCACCACAGCCAUCACCCGCACUGCGAUCAGAUCAGUCUUCACCAGGCCCGAAUGACUGGAGAUGGUCGCAGAGUCAGCAGAGCCAACGGAGUCAGAACAGCCCUGGCUUGCAACACUCUCGGCCCACAUCUUAUUCGUCCGAGAGUGGUAGCGCGCCCUAUGCGUCCCCCGGAAUGGAUCACAAGGGAUUUGCAUCCGAAUUGAGGACACACCAGGAGACGCGCGAGGAGCACAAGUCCGACUCGAAGCAGGAUGUAGACCCAGCUUCCCGGCACCAAAAUACAUUCAUGCCAUACAAUCCUGCCGACUACGCGAGAGUUGGACGCUGA
This is a messenger RNA of Neoarthrinium moseri, 1287 nucleotides long. RefSeq lists its product as uncharacterized. The transcript has a single exon. Lineage: Eukaryota; Fungi; Ascomycota; Sordariomycetes; Amphisphaeriales; Apiosporaceae. Bases 1 to 1287 code for a protein of 428 amino acids. The record is from RefSeq and is a predicted model, not a curated record.